CGCCUUACGUUAGUUAGCAUCUAUGGUUAGCAUAAACAGCUAGCGUAGCCGUGUGUGUGUUAUGAGGUCUGAGCUUAUGCAGAUCUAGCAACCUAUCAAGACAAAUUCAGCAGAGACAAAUUUCUCACCUGUGGAAAGACCACUUUUAGGUAUUAUAUUCUGAAGGUCACAUUUCAUCUGGUACAGUAACACUGUAGCACCACUGGCAGUCCCGUGACCCAAGAAAAUAAUGUGCUGCAGCUGAAGAUGGGUGGUAGCGGCUCCAAAUCCAAAGGAUUUUGGCCUUUUUCUGGCUCAGGUAGUGUGGACGAUCCAACCAAAGAUGGAAACGAACAGUCACUGGCGAGAGUUCGAAGUUUCCCCGGUGCAACACCUUUUGUGUUUACGAGACGAAGCUCUAUGUUCUUUGAUGAAGAUGGCGACUUGGCCCACGAGUUCUAUGAAGAGACAAUUGUGACAAAAAAUGGACGUAAAAAAGCCAAACUGAAGAGAAUCCACAAAAACCUAACACCUCAGGGAAUUAUAAAGCUGGACCACCCGUGCAUCCAUGUAGAUUUCCCAGUUGUCCUCUGUGAAGCCUGAUGAUGUCUGAGGAGUUUCUCAGACUAGCCACUGUGUCAACUUCCGUCCUGUGGUUUCCCUACAGCUGGAAGCCUGAACCACCUUUUAAAAUAAAAUGAUCUCUUGAUAUAUUUGAUGCUCUUAUGUGGACAGGCCGAUGCAACAUGUGCUGAACCUCUGCAUGUGAUCUGUUUUUGGCUUGUGUGCAGACACAGAAUAGGUCACCAGUGGGAAUCUAGAAGGGUGCCAGGUUGGCAAAACCCGCGCAGUUUACAGAUCAUGGUUUGUGUGCAUGUAUGUGUGAAUGUGUGUGCAGACACGGGAUGAGACGUGACGAUCCUGAAUUUGUUGCUGCAGAUUGUUUUCUGGUAUGAUUCACUGAGCUCCAGGAGUUCAAGGAGAAUGUAACCAGUUCUUUCUCCUGUCACAGUCAUAUAUAUAUAUAUAUACUGUAUAUAUAUACACACACAUAUAUAUGUAGAGAGAGCAGGAAAGUGCACACUUUAGUUUUUUUGUUUGUUUUUUUUUGGACACCAUCAUGACUUGCUUUAUUAUGCAUGGAACAGGAUCUGCUUAUCGCCAACAGUGUUGACAAUCAGUGGCCCACAAAAUCUAAAGUGGAUUAAUGUCAUAAUGUUGGAUGGACUGGUUUCAGUGACCUCAGAGCCUCACGUGUACACAGCAGCAGUGAGUUUAAGAAGAGAUCCUGUUGUUUUCUUUGCUGGUUUAGCAUACUAUGGUUCUCUUUUAAUUUAUUAUAACUGUUUUUUAAUUACAAGUUGAAAUGCU
Toxotes jaculatrix (banded archerfish) is the source of this 1350-nucleotide messenger RNA. RefSeq names its product tumor suppressor 2, mitochondrial calcium regulator b (gene tusc2b). Gene Ontology annotation, cellular component: mitochondrion. Gene Ontology annotation, biological process: inflammatory response; regulation of mitochondrial membrane potential. The transcript has 4 exons. The record is from RefSeq and is a predicted model, not a curated record. Bases 247 to 582 code for a protein of 111 amino acids. NCBI's taxonomy places the organism in Eukaryota, Metazoa, Chordata, Actinopteri, Toxotidae.